UACUGGCCGUCAGCUUUAAUGAAGAGAUUUUGUGCCAAUGUCUCAUUCAGGGAGUUGCUGUUGUGUAGGCUAGAUACUCAUUGCACAUACACCAUCUACAUUUAGUCCAACUAUAAUACGAGGGGGUUAUAUACAAUAUCUGGCAAGGGGUUAGUAUUUUCUUCUCUUUUUUUUUGUUCUUGAUAACAGUGGGGGUGGGUGCAUAUUUACAUUUUGACACUAGAUGGCGAUAAUGGGAUUCAGGUCGGCUAACUGCACCAUAGAGGAAGAAGCCCUGGAGCGGAAGAGAAGAACCGCCAUCUUCGUGAGGUCCAGAGCGUCAGCACAAAGGUCUUUACUGCAAUAUUCUCACCUAGAUAUCCGUAGUUUCAGUAGUAUUCCGUUCAUGUUUGACUGUAUGUGACUGAGCGUUGCGUCCAACCCAUAUAUAUAUCAGGUACCACGAAAAGCCUAGUGUGGGUCAUGUUAUUGGUCAUUAACAGUGAGCUAAACCCUUGUACCAGCAAUAAGAUGGAGACCACGACGUAACAUGUUGGUCAUUACACAUUUAUGUCGAACCGUCACAAAUUAAUGGUCAAAUUCAAAAUAUCCAAAAGCUACUCGUUUCUCAAGUGCAAGUUAUUUCACUGAAAAUGAGCACUUGGCGACCAUCGGCCACCCAGACAACCAGUACCAACAUGCAGACAACCAGUUGUACCACCAUCAUGUGUCCUUAUCCUGGGUCACUGCAAGUCAGGUCAUUUCCUUAAAGGAGACACAGCAACGAAGUACCUUCUGAUGCCUCGACAUUGCUCAGCUGGAGGCUGCAAAUCUCGCGAUAACCGUGAAACUCGCAAGGCUGGCAUUACUUUUCACAAAUUGCCCAAGGGAGCCAGCCGAAGGAAUUUAUGGAUUACAAAUUCACACCGCAAGGGUCUUUGGGACCCCCAAACAGACUUUGUUUACUUCUGCUCAAAACACUUUACUCCAGAAAAUUUUGAGCUCACUGGAUACAGUGGAAUCCGCAGGCUGAGAGAGGAUGCCUUCCCUACCGUGUUUGAUGCGUCGCUGGGGCCCAAACGCAAAGGGCCCGGCCGCCCUCGGAAGAAGGAAGCGCUUCAUCUCAGACAGAAGCCACCGGUCACAAUCAAAGAGGACCGCGUGGAGGCCGAGAACGGGGAGGACAUCCGUGACCCCCCACCGUUAAAGCAGGAGAAGGCCGGCCUGUGUGCGGAGGCCGAUGUCUUCCACCCGCUGGCCUGUUUGGACGAGGCCUCCUCCGAGGCCCAGCCCGUCUCCUUGACGGACGGCUGUCCCUCUCCUCCGGUCCCCCGAGAGUCUCCGCCCGCCGAGUGCCCCGCCUCCCCGUCCCGCUACAUGCGGCGCCUGCCCCCUGCCCCCGGGUUCUACCUGCGGAGGGAGCACAGCUACGCCCAGCUGUGUCCCCUGCUGUGGCGGCGGCGCUGCGAGCGUGCGGUGGACUGCCUGGAGAAGGCCCUGCGGCAGCUGAGCGCCGCGCGGCGCCGGGAGAACCGGCUGCGGAGCGCGCUGUCCCGGCUCCGGGAGAAGCGGCUGCGGCCCGCGGGGCCGGACGACGGGCCGAGGGCCAGGAGGGGCUGGCUGGGCGGCGGGCGGCUGAGGGGGGCCGCCGCCCGGGCCGGGGGCGACGGCGACGGCUCGCUCUGGGCCCAGCCGGAGGAGAGCGAAGGGGAGAUGGAGAGCGAGGAGGCCGGGCUUGGGGAGCCCGCCGCGGAGGACGAGGACGUGGGGGAGUACUGCUUCAGCUGCAACAGAGCAGGGGACGGGUGCUGCGACAGAGGUCCGCGCUCUGUUUCCAGGGCUGCAGAUAGAAGGGAACUCACUGGUGCGCGGCAUGGCGUGGCGAGGUCUCAAGAGGAGGGCUGCACUUGGCUGCCGCUCCUUAAACCCCCCGGAAGUGACGAGGACAGGUUUAUAAAUGGCGAAGGGAAGGCCCUCAUUCAUGAACACCAAUUGAGUGCUCCAGAGUUGGUGGUGAACACUGAUCAUGUGCAGCUCAUGGUUCUGGAGGCACCGCUCGGAGACGGGUUUAAAACGAGUCAUCUACAAAGUGCCUUAAAGCUGCCCCCCUCCCGGAGCCUACUGCAGAGCCAGGCUCAGGCGGGCCUCCAGCGGGUCCUCUUGGGCGAGGAGUCGCUGCAUGGCUCCCAGGGCCCUGAUCCGCGCCCGGCUCUGGCAGACUUCGGUGCCAUGGUGGGUCAAGCCAAGGGUGCAGCGCUUUACAAGGAGCCCUGCCAGCAAGUGUUUUUUGUGCAGGAGAGCACAGAGGGACAGCUGUUGCUCGUGCCCGCCACCACCCAGGACAGAUUAAAAGGUGUGGACAGCACUGAUGAUGGGGCUGGAAAUAUGCAAACUAUACUGGAGCCACACCUGACCUUCCAGACGGAUUUAGGGCUGGUUCCAGAAGACAUACCGAACAGAGGCUUGGAGCCGUCCAAUGGGAAUGUUCUGGGUACAGUCGUGAGAGAAGAUGUGAGGGAAAAACUAAAGGAACAUUUGGAAGGUUUUCAGCUACAGCUCAGUACUGAGUACAUCACUUGAAGAAACGUGGCAUUUUCAGUUUCAUAUGGAGCCCAUUAUUUUUUUGUUUACUAUAUGAUAAAUGAUAGGAUAUAUGUAUAUAUUUAUGUAUAUAUGGAAUAUUUAAUGAAUGUUUGAGUGUUUCUGAGAUGUUUGCAAAUAAUUGACCUAAUAAACCUGAAAUUAAUGCCAAAAUCAAUGUUAUGUUUCAUGCUACACCAAUUAUAAAGUAAAUGGAAAUUUUUGGCAAAAAUGGGUUUGCUUCUGGUUCUGAUCGAUUAUGGCACGAAAGUGUUGAGAUUGAAUCCCCAGUGACCCCUGCGGUGUUGCUCAUGGUAGGAAGAGUC
This is a messenger RNA of Gadus chalcogrammus (walleye pollock), 2885 nucleotides long. It is a transcript of the gene thap7, whose product is annotated as THAP domain containing 7. The coding region runs from base 778 to 2559 and encodes 593 amino acids. The transcript is spliced from 5 exons. NCBI's taxonomy places the organism in Eukaryota, Metazoa, Chordata, Actinopteri, Gadiformes, Gadidae. Gene Ontology annotation, cellular component: nucleus. The record is from RefSeq and is a predicted model, not a curated record. Gene Ontology annotation, biological process: regulation of DNA-templated transcription.